This is a messenger RNA of Cicer arietinum (chickpea), 1950 nucleotides long. RefSeq names its product SWI/SNF complex component SNF12 homolog. The record is from RefSeq and is a predicted model, not a curated record. Lineage: Eukaryota; Viridiplantae; Streptophyta; Magnoliopsida; Fabales; Fabaceae.
AUAAAAAGUGUAAAACAAGAACGGGCAUGACAUGAACACGACCGAGAGACAUACGCUCGGAGAUUCAUUCACCUUCCAUUCCUUUCGAUUUCUGUUAUAGAAGCGGCAACAAGAAUGAAUAAUAAUCAACCAAAGAACGUUGUUGCAACAUCAUUGUUUGGUCGUUCUAUAACAUCACCACAGCAACAGCAAUGGACUCAUCUUCUAUCUAGAUCACACCCUCAACAAACCAAUUUCCCUACUCAAUUUCAGUUUUCAGAACCCCAAUCACAUUCCAAUGUGUUUUCACAAGCUCACUAUGCACAAUUGCAGUCUCAAGCUGCUGCACAUGCUUCAUUACAAUCACAGAUUCACCCUCUUGCUCCAUUGCAUAAUGCUAAUGCCAAUGUUGCGACCACUCCGGCGAUUGGAAGCUCCAAACGAGGAAUCCAAAGGACCACCUCACGGACUCCUGGAUCGUCCGGUGCAAACCAGAAUGUGUCGGUUAAGACCAUGGAAUUGACUCCGGCUACUCGGAGAAGGAAGAGGGAGUUACCGGAGAAGGAAAUUAUGGAGAAAGUGGCUGCGAUUUUGCCGGAGUCUGCUCUUUAUACUCAUUUGCUUGAUUUUGAGGCUAAGAUGGAUGCUGCUUUGGCCAAGAGAAAGGUUGACAUGCAAGAGGCUAUUAGAUGCCCUCCUCAUGUUCAGAAAACUCUUCGUAUUUACGUGUUUAAUACAUUCUCGGAUCGGCUGAAAACUGGCUCUGAGGAUGAAACUGUUGAGGAAUCUUCUUGGUCUUUGAAGAUAAUUGGAAGGAUAGUGGAAGAUGGUGAUGAUUCUGUGUCUGGAAUUUCGCAGCGAUCAAGUGCUUCGAACUCGAAGAAGUUCUCUGAUUUCUUCAAGAAAAUUAUCAUAUGCUUGGAUAAGAACCUUUAUCCUGAAAACCAUGUUAUUGUGUGGGACAGUGCGCGUUCGCCUAAACCGCAGGAUGGUUUCGAGGUGAAGAGGAAAGGAGACAAAGAAUUCACUGCGGUGAUCAAAAUGGAAUUGAAUUAUUCGCCUGAGAAGUUCAUGGUUUCAGCACCAUUGUCUAAACUUUUAGGGGUUGAGGUUGAGACUCGCCCAAGAAUAAUAGCUGCUCUUUGGCAUUAUGUGAAGUCAAGGAAGCUUCAAUGUCCGGAUGAGCCUUCAUUCUUCAUUUGCGAUCCUUCCCUCCAAAGGGUUUUCGGUCAAGAGAAGAUGGGAUUCAACAUGGCUGCUGAGAAGUUGUUAGAUCAUUUGUCACAACCAAAGCCUAUAUAUUUGGAGCAUAACAUCAAGCUUUCUGGAAAUUGUCCAGCUGGAACUGCAUGUUAUGAUGUACAUGUUGAUGUGCCUAUUCCUCUGCAGAAAGAAAUGUCUGUAUUCUUGGCAAGCAAUAGUGUUGAGAGUAACAAAGAGAUUGAAUCUUAUGAUGAGAUGAUUUGCAAUUCCCUAAAAAAGAUCCAAGAGCAUCGUAGAAGACGCGCUUUCUUUCUUAGCUUUAGUCAGUCUCCAGCAGAGUUUAUCAAUGCUAUGGUCGCUUCUCAGAGCAAGGAUUUAAAACUCGUUGGUGGAGAUUCCAGUCGCAAUUCUGAAAAGGAACCGUGUUCUGAAUUUUAUAAUCGACCAUGGGCUGAGGAUGCUGUCAUUCGGUACUUGAAUCGCAAAGGUGCUGGAAAAGAUACGCCUGAGGGCAAGUGAGAGAGACUUGUAGAUUUCCAUAUAUUUUUUCUUUUUCUGUAAUCUUGGGUAGGAAGAUUAUUUGAAUACCCAACCUGAAGAAUAGAAGAAAGAAACAACAGUAGGAGCAGAUAAUUAUUUUUAGUGGGAAUCAAUUCACCAUGAUGGUUUAGCAAUUUGGUUAUAUUUUUGAAUUUUGUACAAAGUUUCACAAAAUGUAUACCAGAAUUUUGGUUACCGUUGGCUCAUUUACAAUUCAAAUUCUUAAGA